Messenger RNA from Gymnodraco acuticeps, 4036 nucleotides. It is a transcript of the gene tpd52l2b, whose product is annotated as tpd52 like 2b. Bases 211 to 915 code for a protein of 234 amino acids. The record is from RefSeq and is a predicted model, not a curated record. Gene Ontology annotation, cellular component: cytoplasm. The transcript has 9 exons. Lineage: Eukaryota; Metazoa; Chordata; Actinopteri; Perciformes; Bathydraconidae.
UUCACAUAGAGCUGUUUUAGCUGAGCUGGCUGUUGGGUUGUUUGAGUUCCUGUCGACGACUUUCUCUGAGUGGGAGCAAUCUCUAAAAACCAGGAAGAUUAACACGUCGAGUGAGAAGCGUGUUGAAACAGUCUCCUAUCCACAUUUCACACCAGCUGUGUUGAGCUUUUAGCUAAAAAGGAGUUUCAGCUGUGUGGAAGCGACGCCGAAAUGGACCCCGCCAGUCAAGAUAUCAACCUGAACUCUCCUCACAAGGGCCUCGUUGCAGAGAAUUCAGCCGUCCUGUCUGACGUUCAGGUGGAGGGAGUGGUGGAAGGAGCGGUGGAGGGAGCAGGAGCAAAUGCAUUGAACCCUCUCCCCCCUGGCCUGACGGAGGAGGAGGCUGAGGAGCUCCGCACAGAGCUCACCAAGGUGGAAGAGGAGAUCAACACCCUGCGUCAGGUUUUGUCGGCCAAAGAGAGACACGCCCAAGAGCUGAAGAGGAAACUCGGCCUCAGCCCGCUCAACGAACUCAAGCAGAACAUCACCAAGAGCUGGGCGGACGUACAGACCUCCAACGCAUAUCUGUCUGCCUCAGCCACUCUGGAUGACAUUUCCCGCUCUGAAGCAUACAAGAAGACUCAGGAGACUCUCUCCCAGGCGGGACAGAAGACCAGUGCAGCUCUCUCCACAGUGGGCACGGUCCUCAGCAGGCGACUGGGCGACAUGAGAGCUCUUCCUUUCUCUAAUUCCUUUAGUAGCAACUAUUCCAUUCGCCACUCGAUAAGUAUGCCCGCCAUGAGGAACUCUGCAACCUUCAAGUCCUUUGAGGACAGAGUGGGGACCCUGAAGACUAAGGUUGUCGGCCCCAGAGGAAACGGAGAGCCCGUCACCCCCACUGACACCACCCCCACUCAGGAGAACCCGCCUUUCUGAAUGCAUCCCUCCUCCUCCUCCUCCUCCUCCUCCUCCUCGCUGCCACCUUCCUCACGACCUGAGACUGUACUGUUAACACCUCACAUCGCUGACCCUCGACCCUCCACUGCACCAACUCCACUCUCUUUGCCCUGAGGUCUGUCAGCGCAGACGGGCAGGACUCGUGGGGUUGAGGUGGGACGAGCUUCCCAUCGCUGCUGGUCCCACGGUCUCCAUUCCCCCGCCUCGCUGCGGGGGGAAAGGAAAAUGUUUUGUUGAUGUCUAAACCUGAAUCAUUUACAUCUUCACCCUAUUAAGACCCACAUUUGUUAGCUCAAAUAAGUUGCCAGACACCUUUUUUCAAACAGGUUGCUUCUGCAAAUCACCUGGCUUACAAAAAGGCAUUAUUAAGAUGUCAGGCUCCUCAACUAAAUGACAAACUUCACAUUUAAUUCUUAGAUGCAUCUCUGCAGCAGUAUCCAAAAUCACAGAGUUUAAGAAGCAGGACAUCUUUAGACUGAGGGUGGUGGAGCACUUUACGGGCAUACCUAAGAUGGUGGCGUAUACUGCUACUAUUUCUGUCUUCUCGUUUCUGACUACUAUCGUGUACUUUAAAUAAUGCAUUCACACUGUGAUCACAUGCUAGUGUCACCACAGUAUCCCUCACCUUCUUUCAAACUUGUACAGUUACCUUCACGACCCGCAGUGUGAACGCAGGCUACACUCGCAGGUCAGCGUGCACACCCCCCCCCUCCCCACACUUUAGACCUUUUACUGCUACAUGCAUGUGCAUCUCAUCUCAGUUGUACCAUACCGACCAAGCAAAGAAGACCCUUAAAAACACACACACCCAGGAUGUAAAAAUAAACCGUAAACCAUUUUGUAUUACAAACUAUUUUACACUGCUUUGCAUAAUGUUUUUACAUAACUUUUAUCAAUAUGUAUACAUAUAUAUGAAUAAAUAUAUUGUCACUGAUACUGCCGUAUGGUGGAAAUCAGGUUCGGGGGGUUUAGGCAAAAAUGCCGGAGGAGGAGAAACACUUAAAACAAACACUAUGGGUCAGUUUCACAGGCGUGAGUUAUUGUCAGUCAGGAGGUUUUUCUUUAAACACGUUUUAAAUGUUUGUGAAACUGAGCCAUUAACAGGCUGCAGUCUACUAAUCAGACGAGAAGACACAUAAUCAAACCGGUUUCAUUUAACAACAUGAAUCUGGAUGCUAGCGCCGUGAUUUGCAAGUGAAACUAAGACCUCCGGUCGGAAGUGAAACUACCUUGACUGUGUUUCUUCUCUGCUCUGGUGUGACCGCUGUUCCCUUCAUGUUAACACACAGAACUCAAUGUGAGACGAUGCUUUGCUCUGUACACUACCUGGUGAAUGUCAACGCUUCUCUAUCGGACUUAUUCACUUUCAAUGGUUCACCUGUUAUUAUAAGUUAGCUGGUAGAAAAGAGGUGUUUUUUUUUCUUUGUUUGUGUUCCUUUUUAAAAAUUGUACAGACUGGUUGGAUUGAAGGAAGGGGAGUAAGGGUUGUUUAGAGUCCGGCGGGCCACAACAUGUGUCAUGAAAAAAUCUAGCUGCCAUAGAAGAAACUUUGCCAACAACCCCUUAAUGCACUCCUGUUAACACACGAAAUGCCCUGAUCGCGCUCACACACUGUGCAUUAAGCCAAACUCACACUGUACCAAAUCACUGUUGCUCUGAUUGGUUUGCCCCUGAAGGUAUAAAGCCGAAGCUCUUACAAACUGGCAUUAAACCUGAAAGCGCAGAGAUGUGCAGCACUGUCACUUUUCUCCUAAAAACAACAAAGUUGUGGGUGUUUUUUUUUUCAAUAAAGUUGCAGAUUCAAAGGCAACAAUGCCUCUGGAGGUUUGACAAAAUGUAACACUCCUAUUAGUUAAAGUUCCAAGCCAAAGAGACGGGGCAACUCUCAAUUAAAACUGCCAAAAUGAGUCUGAAUUGUAAGUCAAUCUCAAGUUGUUGUUGUUGUCGAGGAUGAUCAUGUAAAAAUGUUCUCAAGGGAAUUAAGAUUUUUCCAUGUUGCCAAAAAAUUGUAGAAAUGGUUUCUCUGGCAUCCUCACUGCAAUGUCUCAAGUAAUCUUGUGUCGACGCAUUUUAUUGAGCUGGUAAAAAAGGUGAAUUCUGAGCUGUUAUAUACCUUAAUAUUUUGGAAAUCAUUCAAGGAUUCACGAGAAAACUUCCCAGCUUGUAGUCUAACAAAAAGAGCAGAACGUUUUUUUAAAAGACAUAGAAACAGUUCUCGGUGAAGGAGCUGGGCUUCAAAGAACAAACAUUAAAUACAAAUAUACAAACUGCUUGUAAACAACUUUCGGCUUCAAAACUGCUGCCAGUUUAUCUUAAAUGUUUUUCAUUGCGUUGUGUGUUGCUCAUUUGGUAGGUCAUAUAUUACUGUUGGGUGAUUUUCUGUUUUCUUGUGGCUUUCCUUCUGUUUGGAGAGGUGUACUCUGUUAUUUGUACAAAUUAUUUGCCAUCAGUUAAAAAAAAAAGUUGCCAAUAUUUAAAUAUCUGUUACAAAAAUCUUUCUCUUUCUGCCUCUGAAUAUCUGGAGUCUCUGACUUUCUGCCUCUGAAUAUCUGGAGUCUCUGACUUUCUGCCUCUGAAUAUCUGGAGUCUCUGACUUUCUGCCUCUGAAUAUCUGGAGUCUCUGACUUUCUGCCUCGCCAAGAUACAAAAUGUCGUUGCACACUAUAAGGAAUAUUGAUCUCAAGUCAUUUACUACAGGAUUUACACAUAACAUAUUUGUCAUGAAGAAAGUAGAGGGCAUACUUGAUGCUCCCUGUCGGGCAAUGAUCCCACUUUGUAUAGGAAAAAUAAAUCCUAAAUUAAAUGACUUGAGAUGAUUGUUUGUUUUACAGUGUAGCUGUUGCCUGUUUAUUGCUGCAUUCAGUUUUGUGAGCCUGACGGAAAAUGAUGAUGGUCUUUUGUUUUGGGUGCCAAUGGGAAGUGCAGCACAUGACGAGCGUGCUUGGAGAGGACACUAGACUUAUAGCUUUAUUUAGGUCCUGGGCCUAGCUGAUGUAGAAUAUGGAAAGGGAUCAGAUUUGGAAAACUGGUGAAUUAAUUAAAAAAACAUUUGGUUUUGUUGUAUAUGUUUGGAUAUCAAUAAAGCAUUCCUUUAAAUGAA